Molecule: messenger RNA, 935 nt
Organism: Brassica napus (rape)
Lineage: Eukaryota; Viridiplantae; Streptophyta; Magnoliopsida; Brassicales; Brassicaceae
Exons: 2
Coding region: 56-838 (260 amino acids)
Source: RefSeq, a predicted model, not a curated record
CAAAGUCUCUCUCUAUCUUCUUCUUUCGAUUUAGUACCGAAGCUGCAGUUUAUCAAUGCAUUCUCUUUCGUUUCCAUCUUCUUCUUUAGCCCUUUUACCUUCUCUGUCUGCCUUAGGUUCUUCGCAACCAAAGAAGCUAAAUUUUCUUCAAAGUCACUACCUUUCUCCUAAGCUUCUUUCACUCUCCACUAAACAGUCUAAUGUCUCUCGUCACAGAGCGUUUUCACUUUCCUCCUCUUCCCCACCAGAGGAAACAGUCUCCACGGUCGAUUUCCACGAGAAAGAUUGGUCCUUUCUCGAAUCCAUGGAAACCCAACAGACCCAGAAGCUCGAAAAGAUCGUAAAGGCUGGAGAAGUAACAGAGUCUUCGAGGGUUUUGGUCUCCUUUAGCUCAGAAGCGUUCGUUGAUCGUCUGGUGGAAUCUUCGCCUUCCCAGCUCUUGCUUAUAGUCCACGACUCCCUUUUCAUGUUGGCCUGCGUCAAAGAAAAAUACGACAAAGUCAAAUGCUGGCAGGGAGAGUUGAUCUAUGUUCCAGAGAAAUGGUCUCCGUUAGAUGUCGUGUUUCUCUACUUCCUUCCAGCUUUGCCUUUUGGUCUGGACGAGGUGUUCAAGACACUGUCUCAACGUUGUUCCUCAGGUGCACGAGUAGUAAUCAGUCACCCGCAAGGUAGAGAGGGCUUGAAGCAGCAAAGGAAGGAGUUUUCAGACGUUGUUGUCUCUGAUUUACCUGAUGACUCCACCUUGAAGAGUGUUGCUAAGAAGCAUUCGUUUGAGUUAACGGAGUUUGUUGAUGAACAAGGACUUUACCUUGCUGUACUUACCUUCUCCAAACAAUAGAUUAUCAUGUUUCCUGUCUGUCUUUGUAAUGAAACACACGAUUCAUUUUGAGCAAAUCAGAACCUUUUUGAAAAGAUAAAUAAAAUGUAAAGAAACU